AAAUGAGGUUCUGUUCCUGAGAAAGCGGCGAGGCGGGCUUAUAUUUGGUCUGUACCGGAUUUGGAGCAUUCCAAUCCGAAUAACUUUGACCAUCGACACGUACAUUUUGAUCCACUCCAUCUUGACCAACUGAACCUACACAACCCCAUAGUCUUACCAAGUGCAAUCCUCACAAAACACCACACAUACCACCCCGAUCAUGGGCUGGCUCUGGGGCUCGAAAGCGGACGACUCCGCCGUUUCCAUCGAUAAAGAGCUUCAAGAAGUCCUCCGACAGGAGGCUCCGAAACCCACUCUCCCAGUUCCAUCCUCCAAACCACGGCCGCAACAACCCCCAGAAGCGCCCCAGAAUGACGAGAAUACAUCACGCGUUAAUACAAAAUCUCUCUUCCCCGACGGCCGCUACGACCACCUGUGGAAGACAUACCGGCCCAUCGAUGAAGUCGAACAUGGCCAACGCACGCAUAACGAGGUACUACGGGACCUGGUCGACGACAUGAAAGAUCGCAAACGCCAGGUCGCCGACGCGGCGAAGGAGAACUGCAUCUUCGAGGUGCUGGCGACCAACGACUGCUGGGCCAACGGCGGGCUCCAAUCGCGCAUCACCAUGUGCAGCGACGAGACGAACCGGCAGGCCCGGUGCAUCGAGCUGCAAAAGAAGUUUCUGUACGCGUUGGGGUUCUAUUCGUACUAUGACCGGCCGCGAGACGAGAUGGAUCGACUCCAGAUACACGCCGAUCGACUCUAUCGGCAGAUGAUGGAGCAUGAGAAGAUCAUCGAAGAUGCGAGGGCCCAGAACGAACCCCUCCCCGAGUUGCCGCCGGUCAUGUCGCGGGAGAACGUCACCAGCGUGUUCAAAGAGGUGGCCAAGAGCAGUAAAGAUCCGAAUCGGACAGCCGAAGGCGUGCCGUCCAUCGAGUGGAUCUUCGAGAAUUCGCCCAAGAUGGUGCGGGAGGAAUACGAACGGUCGAUUCAAGAUAAGUCACCGGAAGAGGUCGCCCUGAUGCAGAGGGAGCUGGAGGGGAAGGAGUUCUACAAGCGGCAUAGCAGAGGGGAUGUGAGCGACAUCUACCGCUAUGAGCGAGAGGCACGCGCGGAGAGGAAGGAGAAAGGAAAAACCUACUUUGGAGACUUUAUCCUCAAUUGGGGAGGGUUCAAUUCGGCGGAAGGGAAACCUGGAACUCGAGAGUCGUCAGACUCGGCAGGAAAGCAAUGAACCUGUGUAUAUCCCAUGUAUGAUACGAAGUUGCUGGCUCUUGUAAGAUACUGUGGAUGCCAUAUCAUGCAAUCCAUACUCGAAACCAAACCCCGACUCAACUGAUCCAUCCACGAUGUUUAGCGCAUGUAUAUUCUCUAAUAAGUC
Molecule: messenger RNA, 1363 nt
Organism: Eremomyces bilateralis CBS 781.70
Lineage: Eukaryota; Fungi; Ascomycota; Dothideomycetes; Eremomycetales; Eremomycetaceae
Exons: 1
Coding region: 200-1216 (338 amino acids)
Source: RefSeq, a predicted model, not a curated record